GUUGAAACUGAUACUUUCAGCAAUGUUCUCCCGAUCUUCUCUGUUGGCAGUGGUACUUGCCUUUGGCCUGGUUUCUGGCCUGAGCAUUACCCUCAAGGUGCCCUCGAAGCUAAAACUGCCCACCAACAAGAAAGUCCUUGGACUUCAGCAGCAGACGGAAAUCCUGGCUGCCCAGAAUGCUGUCAGUUCGAAGUCCUGUUUCGACCACUACAUCCCCCUAAUCAACGGUGUGGCAAGCCAAUACGAGGUGGACUAUGCCCAGUGCCAAAGGAACUAUGACGCCGCCAGUGAACUGGUGCUCAAGGCCUGGAACAGCACUCUGUAUGGCAUCCAGGAGGCUGGGGACAACGGCUGCACGACCUUCUUCGACUGCUCCUCGAUUGUGGACUACGUCCAGGCCUUUGAGUGCUUCGCCGAAGUGGGAGCUGAGCAAGCGAAGACCAUGUACGCCGUGUCGGCCAAUGCCACCGAAGCCGCCUCGAGCAUCAAGAUCCACCUCCAGACCUUGGACGCACAGCAGGAGAGCUGCAACAACAAUGCCGAAAGGAGUUACGUGGAGAACACCGCCAAUACCUACGAGGAGCUAAACAAAUGCCUCGGCGGGGCCCCUAUUCCAGAGGUGACUACCGAACGUAUUCCUGGAGAUUCGGAUUACACGACUAGGAUCUAUUAAUUCCAAAACUGUUGAAGAACUAACCAAUAAAUAAGAUUAGCCUGAAGAAAAUGUGCUUACUUAUU
Drosophila biarmipes is the source of this 738-nucleotide messenger RNA. RefSeq lists its product as uncharacterized. The coding region runs from base 23 to 673 and encodes 216 amino acids. The transcript is spliced from 2 exons. The record is from RefSeq and is a predicted model, not a curated record. Lineage: Eukaryota; Metazoa; Arthropoda; Insecta; Diptera; Drosophilidae.